Molecule: messenger RNA, 5823 nt
Organism: Vespa velutina
Lineage: Eukaryota; Metazoa; Arthropoda; Insecta; Hymenoptera; Vespidae
Gene: sas
Product: putative epidermal cell surface receptor
Exons: 13
Coding region: 477-5201 (1574 amino acids)
Molecular function (GO): protein binding
Source: RefSeq, a predicted model, not a curated record
GUGGUGGGACGACAAGCAUGAAGGCAGCACGAGAAGAGAGGAGGUAGAUACCGCUUACUACUGCACUUCACCUCCGUCCUCGACACGGAUCGAGUGCGAGCUGGUCAGCAAAGGAUAGUAAAUAAAAUAAAAAACGAAUAAAAGCGAAUUUCUCCCUCGAAACGUAAAGCCAACGAAUAGGAUAGUAAACGUCCUUCAAACAUUCGAUCGGAUCGGAAGUGAAAACAAUUUUUUAUUAACAUUUUGUGAUUAGUUGUCACAAACGAAGUAAAAGAAAAAAAGAGACAGAGAGAGAGAGAGAGAGAGAGAGAGAGAGAGAGAGAGAGAGAGAGAGAGAGGGAAAGAGAGAAAUCACGAAUAAACGGACGAUUAAGUGAACAAAUUUGAUAAAAUUGAAUGCUAGUGAUUUUGUUAGUGAUCACAUUUGUGUCGGGCUAGCACCAGUGUUUUCGUGCCGUACAGAAGAAUGCGGUAGGAUGCGCAUCCAGAAAAGAUGUUUUCUAUGUACGCUGGCGGGACUUUGCCUUUUAGGCCUGCUAGCCUUUCCCUCCUCUGCGCUGGACAUCGAAACUAUCGCAACAACAACGACGAUGACGACAACAAUGACGACGACGAUGAUGACGACGAUGUCAACGACAACAGCAACGAACGCUGCCGAGAACGAAAAUAUAUCGAGAGUCGAACCAUUGGAAACUAGGACAAAAAACGAGACAUUUAAUUCGAAAACCGAAUUAUUGGCUAAAGAAGCGGACUCGAAAGUAUCAAUAGAGGCCAAAAAGAAAUCCGUAGUCGACUUUAAAUCGAAAGUGGAACAAAAAUAUCAGAAAUUGUAUAAGGAGGAUGAAGCAAAGUCUUCGACCGCUUUGGUAUCUUCAAGUAAUACCACAGAAUCAAGGUCCUCAAAUAGAAAAGAAAGUACUGCUAUACCUCUUCUAUUUCGCGGAGAGGUAAUAGCUGGUUCUACAAUGAGGAUACUUGAUGUAACGGAUACAUCAACGUCGACAGAGGGGACGACAGAGGAAACAACGACAGAGGGAACGAAGAUUACGGAAGAACCGCGAAUCAACGAAGCGACAUCCUCUUCCAGAGGAAGAGCACUUAAUGUUUCUAGGCCCGAACCAACUAAUUCUUUGCAUGCCAAUCUGACGGACUUGAGUGACGUCAGCAUGGACGAAGACGACAAAGAAGUCGAAGGAGGAGAAUACGUGGUACCUCACAACGAGACAGUAUUGAACGUUUCAUCGAGCUUGCUGCCUAGUUUGAUUCAGUGUACCGACAAUGGACGAACCUAUUCCGUUGGAGAGAAAAUUGUAAGGGAUUGCGAAGAGAAAUGUACCUGUAAGGAGGGUGGAUUUAUCGGCGAUUGUAGACCACUUUGUAUUUCGCCUUACGUUAGAGCAGGCAGAGGAAUACAUGAUCCUCUUUGCGAAGAGAAAUUAGUGAUCGAGGAACCGUGUUGCGCUCUCUUGGUCUGUGCCGCGGAUUCAGCCCCAGAACCGGAAGAGACCUGCUUAUUUGGAAACAAAACUAUUUCGAGAGGACAACGUGUUGUAGAUGGUUGUACGAAGAUAUGCAUUUGCGAAGCUGGUGGAAAUCUCAAAUGUCAACCAAGAUGUCCACCAAAUGAAACCACCUCUAUCGCGAGUCAACACGAUCGUUGCGUCGAAUUGAUGGAUCCAAGAGAUUCUUGUUGCACUAUAACACUCUGUGAUGUUACUCUUGGUGAUCACGAAAUCAAAGCUGAAAAUUCGACCGAUUUGAGCGUCAAUCUGACCGAUGUUAAAGUUUUAAAUUCAACGGCAAUUAAGCUAAAACUUUCUGGAAAAAAUUUAGAAACGGUUGCUAUUGAAAUAUCCGAUAAUAAUCACGUUUGGAGACAACAAAAGCCGGAUAAGGCUGGCAUCAUUUCGAACUUAGAACCAGCGCGUACAUAUUAUGUUCGAGUUACCGAGUCAGGCCGAACUGGUCCAGCUAUUCAAAUAUCUCUGCCUGCGGAAGUAAUAAAAACUAACGUUUCGGAGAAAAUGUUCGAUAAAAACUCAUGCAGUCACAGAGGGAAAUCGUAUAAGCUUGGAGCAGAAUGGUACGACGAAUGUAUUUCCUUCUGCAUGUGUGCUGAAGGUGGAAAAGCAGAAUGUGUUACGAUACAGUGUCCUACAGAUUUUGGAUUGGACGUUUUGGAUCCCCAUUGUCUUGAUUGGGAAACCGUUCCAGCGAAUUUCGUUCCCAAGGCACCUCAGUGUUGUCCUCAGGAAGUCCGUUGUAGAAAUAAUGGAUCUUGCAAUUACGAAGGAGUAACGUAUGACAAUUGGAGCGAAUUACCAUCAAAUGUAACUGGAUGUGAAAAAAGAUGUUAUUGUGAAAUGGGAAAUGUGUCCUGUCAAGCAGCCUGUCCACCGGUUCCUGCUUUGCCACCUGUAACCUUACAAUGUCCAUCAUAUCAAGCAGCAUUGAUGCAUCUGCCUGGAGAUGAAUGUUGCUUACAUUGGGUCUGUGGACAUCCCUCAUUACAGGGUACAGGAAUGAACGUGACGCCCACGUUCCCCGGCCCCUUAGCCACAGACACGUUCAAUCGGAAAUUGAUUGACGAUAGCAAAAGAUCGAAUAACGAGUCGGAAAUGGUCAGGCCCAGCCAGGAACCGGAACAUGGCACUUCCUCCUUGCGGGAAGAUUCAAAAAACACUAAUACUUACUCUUCCCCUGCCACUACUCAUGGACUCUUUCAUUAUCCUAUGGAUCCUGGACAUCCUACCGUACCAUACAAUGGACCUUAUAGCCCUGACUAUAAUCCUACUCAUCCUAUCAUCGACGAUGUCUUUCAUUUGUCCUCUCAAACCGAAAAAUUAUUGCUCAAAGAUAAAUCAAAAUCUAAGUUGGAUUCUAAAAAGCCCAUCGAACCAGUGAAAACGCAUUUUCCUGGACCUUUAAAUCCCGAUAAAUUUCCCGAUAAAAUUAUGUCCGUUCCGAAUCAACCGAGCAUGGAUAAUCAAUAUAUACAUAGUACGAUUAAACCAAGUAAAUUACCAUUUUUACAGAAAGGCAGUCACAACGUUGACCAACCUCAAUUUAUACCGUUAAAUACUCAUCAGGAAUCCGACGAUUCCAGUUUCUCAUUUGUACCGAAUAACGGAGAGAAUAUACCUCCUGCUAGUUUUAAUUCGCAUUUUGAUGACAGCGCGGCAGGACCACCUUACCGUGAUUCGAUACCAACAAAAUCAGAUCCGAUCGAUCCAAACGUGAUAGUUCAAAUGAAUUCAAAAAAGAAAACUCAAAUUGACGAUAAUUUCUCCGAUUUAGACAAGAUCAAAACGACGGCACCUACUUUACCGGGUAAACCAAAACAAGGUCAACGCAAUCCCGAACAAGAGAUCGCACCCGACGAACUUUAUCAUCUUAUAAACAUUCAACAUCCUGGCUUAAUUCAACUUGAUCAUGGUCCGCCUCAGGGACAUUCCGGUAUUUACAAUCUUCAUCAACAAAUCGCAACACAAAAGCGACCAUCCACUAAUCAAAUACAAACAAGUUAUUUUGGAACCCCACCACCUGUAGCAAAAAAAACUGGCAAGCCACACAUUUUUACGCAAAAGAGUGAAAAUGGACAGACCACUUAUCAUAUACACACUCCAGAUAUUCCUAAUACUCCUCAACAAAUAGAAGAAUUGUUGGCUCAUAUUAGUCAACACGAUCCUAAUCUAGGACCUUUCCAACAUUAUCCUGGACAGCCAGCAAUACCUCAUAACAUACCAACCGGUCCGCAACCUUCUCUACCGCUUCAUAUUGAUGCUCAUAUACCACAUUCAGGACUCACGCACUUGAAUCAUCCGUUCGCAGCACAAACGCCAAACCAGUCAGGAUUAGAUCACAAUGUGCCACCAGGUUUUCCAUUAACAGGAGGUAUUCCUAAUUUUCCUGUAUCAUCUUCAUCUGAUGAGGUCACUGUACAAGUUCUGGAAGCUCUCGAUGAAAGUACAGUACGAUUAGUAUUUACGGUACCAACGAUUUUAGUUGGUCUUCAUGGAAGAGUUGAAUUAAGAUACACGAGUGACUCUAAAAAUUUUAAUCCUACUACUUGGAAAUCUAAAGUAUUUGCACCUCCUGGUGAUUUAAUAGCAACUCCUCAAUUGGAAUUCGAAUUAGAUGAUUUAAAACCAUCGACAGAAUACAAAGUGAAAAUAACGGUGAAGCUAAAAGAUUUAACGAACAGUCCUACGAGUAAAAUAUACUCUAUACGUACUUUGGAAAAGCAAGCUGAGAUUACAACAUUACCACCACAAAUACCAAUCGAUGCGGAAUUACAAAUAAUGGAAACAAAUUCGAGUUGGAUAAAUAUUAUGUGGAAGAAAUUUACCGAUUACGAGUUACAAUUCAUCGAUGGUGUUCAAUUACGAUACAAGGAACACGAUGGGAAAGUAUAUGCAGCAACGCCAUUGAUUCAUAGAGCUGUCACGAAUUAUGUUAUAGAAAAUCUUAAACCGAUGACAACGUACGAAAUUGGAAUUUAUUUUAUACCAUUUCCUGGACAAGCUACUGAACUUGUAGCAGAAAAAACGAUUCAUGUAACUACAUCCUCUGAGCCAGAUCCUUAUUCAUUUGACGUAAAAGUUGAAAUAAAAACUAUCAAGUCGACCGAUGUUGAAAUAUCUUGGAGUGGAGUUCCUUAUCCUGAAGAUAAAUAUGUCAAUAUUUAUCGAGCAAUUUAUCAAAGUGACAGUGGUAAAGAAGAUACAAGUACAUUUAAAAUUGCUAAAAGAGAUUCUCCAGCUAAGACUAUUAUCAGUGAUCUUAAACCAGGGACAAGGUAUCGUUUGUGGAUCGAAGUUUAUUUAACGAAUGGAAGAAUUAAAAAAAGUAAUGUGCAAGAUUUUGUUACUAAACCUGGUAUUUUAAUACCAACGAAUGUGCCUCGACAAGCGGAUAAAUUGGCUUCGAUACCGUUACACGAAGGAGAUUAUUAUGGUCCUUUAGUGAUAGUAGCCAUAGUGGCAUCACUCGCAAUAUUAUCUACAUUGAUUCUUUUAAUGAUGUUGAUGAAAAGACGAACGAGCAGUAAGGCGGAUAUAUCACCACGCAAAACUACAUCGGCAUAUGAUAAUCCUUCCUACAAGACUUAUGAAGACGUUAUGACCAUCACUAAUGGAAAAAACAAAAAUAUGGAACACGAACUGGCUACAAUUAAUAGCAAUGUUAAGGGAACUGCCUGAUAUUCUGUAAUUUAUUAGAUUAUAUUUAUUUAUACAAUUUUGUUGAUAUACUUAUCAAUUUGUAAAAUCCGUCCAUAUAAAAUGAUCGUAUAUAUACCAUACGCAAAAUAUGCGUUUAUUCAAGAACGUGUGGGACUGUUCAUUAUCGUUAGUAUAUAUAAAAAUAUUUUAAAAAUUUACUUCACAUAUUUUCAUUCCAGUCUUAUAUAAAAAUAAUGAAAUCUCUUCAUUUAUUAAAUAUAGAAUUUAAUAUGUGUCAUGUAUUAAAUCUUGUACAUAGAGCAAGUGAUAAUGUAACUUUUAAGAUAUUCCAUGAAGAUAUUAUAACACAAAGAUUUUUACAAGCAUUUUUACUUCUACUCAGCUUUAGGAUAUUAAAUUAAUAAAUAAACUUCAAAUAUAAUUGUAAGAAACUGUGAAUAAGCUAUGCUCUAAAUUAAAUGCUUAAAAGUGUUUAAAAAUAUUUACUUAUAAAUGUUAUUAAUAAAUAUAAUAUAUGUAUUUUAUUUAAUGUUAAAAUUUAAGUCUAUAAUCAUGCUGAGUUUCUUUAACUCGGGACUAUUUUGUACAGUCUGCAUUUACAUUGUCAGAAAUCUUGAAAAUAAACUUAUUCAUUAUAAUA